Messenger RNA from Acanthaster planci (crown-of-thorns starfish), 2340 nucleotides. RefSeq names its product gastrin/cholecystokinin type B receptor-like. The record is from RefSeq and is a predicted model, not a curated record. NCBI's taxonomy places the organism in Eukaryota, Metazoa, Echinodermata, Asteroidea, Valvatida, Acanthasteridae.
AUGACGGUGAGGGUGCGUUCAGCCAUGAAUUCGUCAGAUGUAUCAAACUGCACGCCGUGCGAUGACGAAAAGAGCAUAGACAGUUCUAGAGAUCCAGGGCAGAUCUUCAGGGUCCUUUUCCCUCUAUCGGUGAUGAUCGUUGGCGUGCCGGGUAACUGCCUUAUACUGGGCGUAUACUGGAGCAAGCCACGUAAAACAACAACCAAUCUACUGAUCAUGGCUCUUGCCUGGGCUGACCUCUUCACCUGCUUGCUACUAAUUUACUUCAUCGGCCCGAGCUUGACCAUCCUCCUCGGGAAACAACCCUCGGAAGCGUUCCUCUAUUUAAGAUAUGGCCUCUAUUCAGCAGUUUCAUCUUCGGUGUUGAUCACCACUCUCAUUGCGUUUGACCGAUACGAUUGCGUGUGCCGACUUUACAGGAGACUGCUAAAUCCAAGGAAGAUACUCGCGGCACUUGUGCUCGUAGUUCUUUCUGCUUUGAUAUUUAACUUGCCUUACAUUGCGAUAGCAGCUGACAAUGCCAACAAAGUGCCGUACGCUUUCAUUGUUCUAUCUGCUUCAACUUUCUGGUACAUCGUAACUGUAACGAUGAUAGCAGUGUGCUACUGCAAAGUUUACAAGACAAUCAGAAAACAUGUUAAAGUAGACAUUUUGCAGACGCCAGAUGGAUUUGCUCCGAACCCACCAGCAGUGCCCUUGUUCCCUACGGGGAAGCAGAUUCAACAUUCCUCUCAACAGGGCGACAUAGCAGUAGAAACGAUCACAAAUGUUUCAGUAUCAACAACACCUCUUUGUGACACACUACCAGAGCCAUCCAGAGCCGCCAGCAAGGCCUUGCAGCGCAAGACCACCAGGAUGCUUCUGCUAGCCAGCCUAGUGCUUCUGAUAUCGUGGUUGCCGUAUUCGAUUUACCUCGUGCUGGUUUUCACCAAGUACUUUGGGAACGCCAUACCCGAUGAGGCUGUUGCUGGUUUUUACCACACCUCCCUAGUGUUGUACAUUAAUCACGCAAUCAAUCCACUUAUCUAUGGCCUAGCGAACAUGCGAUUCCGACAAGACUGUAAGCAUCUCUUAUCUAAUCUUCCCUGUCGAUAGAAAGGCUGAGUACAAAGGCAACGGUAAAUUCUGUCACCCUGAAGCUAAUUGCAAACCAAAGUAAUGUAAAGUUCCCUAAAGAGGACGAAGCAGGAUUAAAUUCCACACGGGUCUUCUAUGAUAGCAUGGGGGGCAAAAAGGAACUAAAAAGGAAACAUCCCGAAUUUUAAAAAGUUAAAUUCCUCCAGGAAAAUUGUCUUGAAUGGAAGCAUGGUUUAUAAACAUGUGAAGCAUGCAUACAUUAACGUCAUUUUUCUGAAAUUCAAACUAGAAACAAAAGUGUGAUUUCAAUGUUACUUUUUAUGUACUAUUGUGUUUGUGGCUUUAAACUAGCUAUUUUAACUUGCGACCGUCGUAAUUGCUAAGCCCAAGCAGACACGUACACAAUAAUGAUCUUUGAUCGAAGCAACUAGUAACGAAGUGCUUCAACAUAUUUGGGAGUUCCAAAACAGAGAGCAGCAGUAAAGGGUAUAGCCAAACUCAGUGACGAUUCACUAGACACUUCCAAUGCCCCCUUCAAUGGCGAAAAGCAUUGUGCGGAUUUUAUAUGGAGCGACUCUCACGGAACAGAGUAUCCGUGCAAUAGUAAUUCCAAUGCUCGAAGCCAUCGGUGGGGGCCACUGCGAAUGACCAAUGAUAGCAUUACCAUGUACACCGGAUUCGCUUACAUGACGAUAUCCCCACUUUUAUCUCACCCCUAAAGGUGACGCCACUCCCCCUCCCCUUUAAAUCUGAAUGGGGCUGGUUCCUCCAUCGUCAAGAUACGUUGCUGGAAUAGUUUGUAGGGGUAAACAGCAGUGGUAAACAGUGACUGGCCCUUUUGCGAAAAUGUUAUUCGGGGAAAAACACUGUCUAAAGCAAUGCACCAUACUGAUUAAUGGCACACCAGUGAAGGUAACAAUGGUUUAUGACGGAUGUAUUGAAAGAUCUGAGUUUUUUCCUGAUAGAGAUAUAGAACGGACAAGGAUAAGAAGUAGUUGAAACUCUCGAUAUUUGUUUCAAUGAAAUUGCACAAAAUUAGGUUUUUAAUUUCUAAUGAGGCCAUAAUUUUGGAGGAGCUGAAUAUUGUUCUAUGGACAGAAUAGUCUUUAUUUGUUGAAAACAUGCAGAUCGUGCCAUUCUGUGUAGUGACGUUGGAUAACUGUAUGUUCAGGAAACUAUCGCCAAAUCAUGUUAAAGAUAUUCGCUGUGUGGAUACUGACGAAGUGCCGAUUAUGUUUUGCUUGCACAUGUAUAAGUUUCAUC